Molecule: messenger RNA, 4291 nt
Organism: Rhopilema esculentum
Lineage: Eukaryota; Metazoa; Cnidaria; Scyphozoa; Rhizostomeae; Rhizostomatidae
Product: neuronal acetylcholine receptor subunit alpha-7
Biological process (GO): monoatomic ion transmembrane transport
Cellular component (GO): membrane
Molecular function (GO): extracellular ligand-gated monoatomic ion channel activity; transmembrane signaling receptor activity
Source: RefSeq, a predicted model, not a curated record
GCCUGCGGCAUUCUUUUGUUCAAACGAAUCAUGUGAUGUGCAAGAACCAAUUGAAAUAGGGCCUUUGGAAAUUGUUAUUGUUUUUCAUUGUCACAUCUUUCCAAAAAACAUGGCGUCGUCCUCGUCUUUCGUAGUCGAAACUUCGGAACAGAUCUCAGAAAUUAGUAAUGAAAAGCUAAUGGACUGCAUAAGAAAUUAUCGUUCCAUGUACGACAAGAAAUGCAAGGACCAUAAAGUUCCUCCCAAAACCUGUGCUUUCUCUUAACUUUAUUGCGUCUUCUUCUGUGUAAGCAAGUAGCAAUAUGUAUUCAUAUCAAAGCAAUAAUCCUUCGUUUUUUGCAGCAGCCAUGUUUGUUGUUGAAUUUUGCUCGCCAGUUUUUCCCGCUCAAACUUUACCUAGUUACUUUACCUAGUUUGCCGGUGAUACUGUAAGGGUGGGAGAUGAAAGAUGGCAGAAAGCAGUCGCAGGCAGUCGCAGGCAGCCUUACGGCUAUAUGGAAACAAGGCUUUAGCCUUUCAUUAUGUAAUCUGCGAUAAUUGCUAAAAGACACUGAGAAGGAGCAUCGAAUGCUAUUCAAUGGCACAAAGCGAAAAUAUGAGCUUUUGUUAGCGGAGAAAUAAAAAGAAGGGUCGAGUGAGAUGAGAUUAGUUUGGGGAAUUUUUGACUCACUGCAGGUGACCAAGAAGAUAGUGCAAAACAGGAAAAGGCUGUCUUUUUAUCUUUAAAGAGCAGAGGGCAAAGAAAAUGAAAUCAGCGAAUGAAAUGACAUGCAGCUGUGUUCUCGUCUUCAUUUUAAUUGGAGUCUUAGCAAUGACAGCAGCUGCUGAUGAACCAAAAUCGAAUGACACCCUCGACUACGAAAUUAUGCUCGUCGAAAAGCUCACGAAAAACUACAAGAACGUUGGUCGUCCUGUUCACUCAAACAAAGAACCAGUACUUGUUUACUAUGAUCUCAAAAUAAACAAACUCGAGAAAUUGGUGACAGUGAAUCAAUUACUCAUACUACAUACAUUUGUCAUGAUGGUAUGGAAAGAUCCUCAUUUACGAUGGAACGAGACCGAGUUUAAUGGAACAGACAUCAUCACACUGAAAUCAUCAAGUAUCUGGACACCUGAUAUCAUGCUUUAUAAUACAGCUGAAGACCAGAACAAAUCACCCCAAGACACGUACAAAGCACCUGUCAAUGUUUUCCACAAUGGCACUGUUGUGUGGUAUGUCCCUGUGGUUUGGAAAAGUUCCUGUGAGGUUGAUAUCACUUGGUUCCCAGUGGACACACAGGUUUGCAAGCUCGUCUUUGCCUCUUUAUCAUACACGAAAUCGAGGCUUCGAUUACUCUUCCACGAAGUGCCUGAGCAAAUGCACGAGAACAAAGGUCACCAUCAUGUGACAAAUGGCGAAUGGGAGUACAAGGGAAUGGCUGCGUCAAACACUGAAAAGCAUUACGAUUGUUGCCAUGAGCCUGUCCAGCAACUAAUCUACGAACUGAAGAUCAAGCGAAAACCCUUGUUCUUUCUUCUCUACAUGAUGUUUCCAGUUUGUGCAGUGGUUUUCCUCUCCUUGCUCAGUUUUCUCAUACCAGCCGCCAGCGGCGAACGAAUCGGCUUUGGCGUAACUAUUCUUCUGACAAUGGGAGUCUACUUAAUGGUGAUUUCUGAAGAUCUGCCCAAAACAGCGCACAGAGCGCCUCUCAUUGGAGUACUAUACGUCACUCUGUUCUACAUCAUGAUUAUCGCCUAUGUAGCUUCGACGAUCAAUGUUAGCCUUUCAAGGAAAGAGACGAAACCACCGAAAUUCUUGUUGCGACUGGCACGAAGCCAGAAACUGCCAUCCAGAAAUGGAAGCUCACUGAUCACCCGAAUGAGAACAGCUAGCAUGAGAACCUACGUUGAGCGCAAAAAGUCAAGCAUACAAAAACCAGUGCUAGAAACAGACGGGAAGAUGUUCUGCGAAGAUGAAGAAUUCUUUGAUUUGGAAAAAUGUCCAAUGAAAAACGAAAAACCGAGCAACGGAGGAAAGUAUUUCGCGCCAAUGGAGAAAAUAUUGGAUGAAUCUGCUAUUGCAGAAAAGAACAAUGAAAACUGGAGACGCAUUGCGGCUUAUCUCGACAAGGUCUUCCUUUGGGUGUUUUUGGUCUUGAUAAUUUUUUCAUGUGCCAUCAUCAUCUUAGCUUUAGAAAUCAUGCAUGGCUAGCCAAGGUUUGAUUCCAUACAAUAACGAUGCUUGAACACGUGGUUUUUGAUACGAGCGGUGAAACGGAUAAAUGCGUCGAUUGCUUAAGAGAAUUUGGCUUGCUUGUAAAAUACCUCUAAAUUAACUUUGCUACCUGUCCAAACAAUUCUUGCUUAUGUCACUUUCAGAGUCGGAACAGCGAUCACAUUGGCAACGACCGUGAAGAAGACAAAUAAGAACAUAAGAAAUAUAUGCCACACCCAAACCACGCCCCGUCGUCUUUUUUCUGAGGAAAGAUUUCAGAGCUUUGGAUUUUGUUAAGAGGAGGACAUUUUCUGGACUUCGGAAACUUCACUAGAACAGAAAUGGCUCCAAAUUCUAAAUUGUUGCCUUCUAGAGAAUAUGCACCAAACAUUUUAUCCUGCUAAACCGGAAAAAUUCCAGUAACAGAAAUGAAAUUAACUGAUUUUCUUUGCAGUUUUCAAUAGCUUAAACAAAUCAUUAACAAUCACUAUGCAGAUAAAGUCGAUCCAGGGUUCCAUGACGUGGUAGAAAAUCAGACGAACCGCAUUUGAAACUCAGAAGAACCGCAUUUGAAAGAGCGACAAAAUCCGAUAACCAAUUAACGCUGACUAGCUGUUUAGUUGCUUGAUAUAACAAUAUGUAUCUAAUAGUUCACGAUGAUUUAAAAUUGGCUUAAUUACGCGCAAUAAACAACCUUUCUCGUCUAGAAUAAUUCCCGCUUCAGUAGUGCAAACCUGAAUCAAAUUGGCAACCAAAAUUAGGCCUAAAGUGAUAUGGCAUCAAAACAUUCGUAAUUAGAUGUUCUAAAGUUUCGUUGCAAAUGGCGAAGAAUCAAGGUUAAAACGGCUUACCGUUUACGAACUGACCGACCAUGACGUAACCAAGCCUUUCACUGCUUUUAUCAAAGCGCAGCGGUCCCUGAAAUCAACAAACAAGGAGUUCAACCAGUAAAUACAACAGGAACUUACAACUAUAUGCCUAUCAGCUAUAUAUAUAUUGCUUUGAAGUACUAAUGCAGUGACAGAUAGCAAAAAGCAGUCUUGCUUAUAAAAUAAACAACAGAAAAUACACUUUUGACGAUAGCACCAAAACGAACUUCCAAACAAAAUACAUUUUAGAUUCAAUCAAAAUAUGUCUUGUCUAAAAGUCUUUCUAGAUUCAUUGCUAUUUUUACUUUCUUUCAUUUAAAGUUGGAAACAAUUCCAAUUUAUAGUUGGAAACAAAGGAGUUCCAGUUUAUCAUUUCAACUUCUAUCAUGAUACAUCCAGGAGGGUGAAAGGUCGCAAACGGGCCAGAAUUAGUUUUCCCCAUGCGCUGAGCGACCUGUUAAUCUUACACUUUGGUGUUUGGCAGGGCUCAUUACCGGGGCACAUCAUUUUCAACUUACAUGUAAAUGAUUUGGAAAAUACCACGUUUAUCAAGCUAAGUAGAAAGAGAAACUGCUAGAAAAAAGGGGGUAGACUCUAUUGUUGACUGCUUGAUAAUAAUUAUAAAACAUUAUCUUUUAUCACUGGAGCCUACGCGUAAAAUUGGUUGGACAACUCACCGAUAUGGCCUCGAACUUUGCAUUAAUUAUCGUUUGUGCAUAAGUGAGGUAUGAGAAUCUUGGAUCCCUGUAUUUGAACGUUGUCAAGUUGUGUGACUUGCUGAUUUUGUGAAGGGCGUUGGCAAAAACCCAGACGGCAUCGAACGCAAAUGAGGCAAAUGUGUAAGCAUGUGGUACACGUCUCUUCAGGGCGGAGAAGAACUCUGGAGCAGUCUGAAAUGAGCGAUUUUGGAUUGGUUGAUCAUUUGAGUGAGAAUAUUUUCUUUAAUGAUCAUUGCUUUGUGCAUUAUAAUGCUUCAUGUUUGAAUUAUUUUUCUUUGACGAACACUUUAGAUUCUGCAUUGGCGGGUGUCAGUAAAAAUGUGAUGAUGAGCAAAGUCAAAAAAAUAAUUCCAAAAAUUUCUAAGUUCAGUAAAAAUGCAGAUUUUUAAUUGUAUAAUAACAACGUCUGGCUGUAUAAAUGUUCAAUCAUGAACACAGACUAUUUAGUUUUUAAAUCUCUUAUAGAUGAUUUAGAACGUCCAAAAUGUUAAAGAGAAAUUAUAUUACCA